UUUAAAAUUUUGAAGAAAAAUAUAAUUGAAACUUUUCAUUUUAAUAUUUUGUAUGUGUUUUUUUUAUUUUUUACAUAAUUCAUAUUUAGUAUUGAUGGGUUAUUGGAUAUAUUUGUUGCAUGCAGAAUGUAGUGCCCCAUGCAAUAUCAGAAGAAAUGACCGGAUUUGGAGCAUCCGUUUUAGAAGGUGUACUCACAUUUGGAUUAGUCUACACUGUAUAUGCAGCCAAAGACCCAAGACAUGGUCAAAUGGGCUCUAUUGGACCUUUAGUCAUUGGGCUGAUCACAGGAGCGAAUGUGCUAGCCGCUGGUCCGUUUUCGGGUGGAUCAAUGAACCCGGCAUACUCAUUUGGGGCGGCUGCUGUUGGUGGGAGCUUCAAGAACCAAGCAGUCUAUUGGAUCGGACCUUUGCUUGGUGGCGCGGUUGCUGGUCUGUUGUAUGACAAUGUGGUUUACCCGCCUCAUGAUUCGGAUCCUCAACGGUGUGGCCAAGAGGGGCCUCGAGUUUGAAUGGGACUAGCUAGUGUUAGUGUUUAUUUGACUUAAUUAAGAAUUUAUUUGGCCUUUGUAACCUCAUUAUCAAACCUAAGAUAAUCUCUAUUGGUAGUUCUUAUUAGAGAUAUCCUAUUUUAUUGUGUGGUUUGUACUUAUAUAACAUCUUAAGAUUGUUAGCAUGUAAUAAUGUAAUAGGCAUAAGAUUGUGAUGUUUAUGUUUAACUUAUUAUAAACCUACAUAGUUUUAUAUAGGCCUUUCACUUUAUUUUAUUUAUUUCGUGUAAUCUUAAUUUUAACUAAUUAUGUCUCCAUGUUGUAAUUAUAUUGCUAUCGUAAUAUGCAUCAAAUUGAAAAUUAAAAUAAUUAUUUCAAUGAAUUGAUAUAUUUUUUUUAGAAGAAUGAAUUGAUAGAUUUUCACCUAACAAUUUGGCAAAUAAUUGUAAAGUCAAUCAGGGCUAAAUUAAGUUUGACCAAUGUUGAAGCUUAAGAGUUAAGACUCGACAUUGAAAAGAAAUUUAACCCAAUUAUUCUCAACCCAAAAUAAAUGAAAAAGUGAAGGAAACAAGGCCUCAAUGAAGUAAU
Messenger RNA from Chenopodium quinoa (quinoa), 1076 nucleotides. RefSeq names its product probable aquaporin TIP5-1. The record is from RefSeq and is a predicted model, not a curated record. Gene Ontology annotation, biological process: water transport; transmembrane transport. NCBI's taxonomy places the organism in Eukaryota, Viridiplantae, Streptophyta, Magnoliopsida, Caryophyllales, Amaranthaceae. Gene Ontology annotation, molecular function: water channel activity. Gene Ontology annotation, cellular component: membrane. The coding region runs from base 120 to 509 and encodes 129 amino acids. The transcript has a single exon.